CGGCGCCUGGACCUUCGCUGCGCGACUUCGGGGGCGUCGGCCGAGCGCGCUCUCCGCGAUGCAGCUCCUGAAGGCGCUCUGGGCACUCGCGGGGGCCGCGCUCUGCUGCUUCCUCGUCCUGGUGAUCCACGCUCAGUUCCUCAAAGAAGGUCAGCUGGCCGCCGGCACCUGUGAGAUCGUGACCCUGGACCGCGACAGCAGCCAGCCCAGGAGGACCAUCGCGCGGCAGACGGCUCGCUGCGCCUGCAGGAAGGGGCAGAUCGCGGGCACCACGAGAGCCCGGCCCGCCUGCGUGGACGCUCGGAUCAUCAGGACGAAGCAGUGGUGUGACAUGCUCCCGUGUCUGGAGGGCGAAGGCUGUGACCUGCUGAUCAACCGGUCAGGCUGGACGUGCACGCAGCCGGGGGGGCGGAUAAAGACCACCACGGUCUCCUGACAAACGCAGCCCCAGAGGGGCCCCGGGAGCGGCCUCGGCUCCCUGGAGCGUCCACACCUCGGCCACGGUCCUCUGCCUGCCGGGGCCGUCACCGGCUCUCUGCCAUCCGCCCACCCUCCGUCUCUGCAGCCGGCCAAGGACAGCCCGCUUCCCCGGCGCCGAGCUGAGCGAGCACCGCAGCGAGGAGCCCGGCCCGGCACACGGCGGGGACGCAGGGCCAGCGCGGGAGGAAGGGCAGCGCCGGGCCCGGGACAGGACUGGCUUCUCCUUGCGCCCCAGACUGUCCGAAUCGCUUUUAUUUUCUUACCCUUUCAGUAUAUACUCAAUAGACCAAAGAGCAAAUCUAUUUUAACGUGCACUCGCCCUCGCUGUCAGAGUCCCUGGGCUCGACUCGGGGACACGCGGGCAGAGACAUGCCGGCGGCCCCGGCGGGGCCCGGAGGGCGGCCCUGGCGGAGGCGUCCGCCCCACGGACCCUGCGGGGCGCCCUGAGAGGGCCGGGCCGGCGAUGCCCCCACGCGGACCCCGCGGGCGCAUGGACCGCGUUGCGCGCCCCGCUCCUCUGCGCGUAGACGGACCUGACCGACUAAAAUCACCUUCCGUUUUAACCAGUUACACACGCCUCUCUCCAGCUCAUCUCUGGUAGUGGGGUACCCAGUAUUCGCCAAGAGCAUGUUGGGUCUCUCGUGGCCGCUGUCUCCUCCCACACACCAUUUAGCUCCAGAAAGCAAAUUAAAGAAAACUCAAGUAACACUUGUUUGAAAGAGAUCAUUAAAUGUAUUUUGCAAAGCCUAAAGUUAUAUAUUUAACAGUUUUUAUAUGCUGUAUAUUUGUAGAAAAUCCUAUUUCACAGUGAAGGUGGUAACCCUGGCCGACCCAAGGGGGCGGAGCGCCACUGUCUCGGGGGCCCCCGGGGCGCAGGGCGCGGGGGCAGGACUCUGGGGACGGUGGCCAAGGACGCGCCCACGUUGUGGGAGCCGGGUGGCCCAGGCGCCCCUGCAGCGUCUCCGUGAGCGCAGGGUGCGCGACUCGUCGGGCACGCCUCUUCUGACGGUCACAUGUCCCUUGUCGCCCGCGCCCCCCCCCCCCGACAUGGCCGGUCAGGAGGGGGCUCUGCAGCCGAGCCCGCCCCCAGGCCGCGCCCCGCCUGCCAGACCGAGCAGACGCCGGGGCCACCGCGCCAAGGGAUGCCGGCACCCCACCCCCCCACCCGCCCGCGCCCUCGCUGCCGCGCCAGGUCGCCAGGCCCAGUGGGCGGGGGCGGCCGCGCCCCUGGGUCCCCGGCCGUCGUCCGCCGGGCUCCUCCGUUCUCCUGAGUUUCCGCUGAACUAUACUACCUGACAGUCCAAUUAACAGGUGUACUAUGCUAGUUCUAUGCUACUAAAAAAAAUUAAAAGAAGAAAAAGUAAAAACAUAUAUAUAGAGAAGCUGUUCGGCAACCCAUAGACUACAGAUAGCAGAGAUCCGUUUCAUUUCAGACCCGUUUCGACGUCCAUGAGCAUUGAGUUUACCUUUCGGUCACGACACACUUAGAGGUUCGCGUGUCUGGAGGGAAGGACGCGGCCGGGCCUCGGUUUCUGGCCAGAGCAGAGGGGGCACCGCGGAGGGUCCCGCCUUCUCACCGCCCACCUCCCUGCCGCUGCCCGGCUCCCAUUUCCUCCCACAGCCAGUGUAGACCCCUUCAAAGGCAGAGACUGGAGGUUUAAGACGUUACAGCGGUUUUUUUUCCCUCUUGUUUUACAGUAUUCGAUUUUGUGUUGAUUCAGCUAAAUUAUGAAAAUAAAGAAAAGCUCCUUUGGUAAGCA
Molecule: messenger RNA, 2240 nt
Organism: Hyaena hyaena (striped hyena)
Lineage: Eukaryota; Metazoa; Chordata; Mammalia; Carnivora; Hyaenidae
Gene: TAFA5
Product: TAFA chemokine like family member 5
Exons: 4
Coding region: 59-436 (125 amino acids)
Biological process (GO): G protein-coupled receptor signaling pathway
Molecular function (GO): G protein-coupled receptor binding; receptor ligand activity
Source: RefSeq, a predicted model, not a curated record